AUGGGGCGUGGUCACGGGGUGAGUGGGCGGGGAAAUGGGCGGGUCCCCGCGGGCGCGGGGGUGGGCGUGUCCCGCUACCGGCGGCACCCGAAGCCCCCCUACUCCUACCUGGCACUCAUCGCCCUCGUUAUCCAGGCGGCACCGGGACAGCGUCUCAAGCUCGCCCAGAUCAUCCAGGAGCUCAGCAGCCUCUUCCCCUUUUUUGGGGGAGGGUACCAAGGCUGGAAGGACUCCGUGCGGCACAACCUCUCCUGUAACCCCUGUUUUGCCAAGGUGCUGAAGGACCCCAGCAAGCCCAAAGCCAAGGGCAAUUACUGGACGGUGGAUGUGAACCGCAUCCCCCCCGCAGCCCUGCGCCUCCAAAACACGGCUGUGGCGCGGGGGGGGGACACUUGUUUCGUCCGGGAUUUGGCUCCGUUUAUUCUCCGGGGUCGUCCUUACCCCCUACCCCCUCCCAGCAACCCCCCAUCCCCAGAUUCAGAAUUAGGUGGGGGAGGGGCCCAAACUAUGCCCCCUCCCAACAAAAGCAUCUUUGAUGUUUGGCUGAUCCACCCUGGGGACAUUGUAGCCCCUGCCCUCCACGGGUGA
Dryobates pubescens (Downy woodpecker) is the source of this 588-nucleotide messenger RNA. RefSeq names its product forkhead box H1 (gene FOXH1). Gene Ontology annotation, molecular function: sequence-specific DNA binding; DNA-binding transcription factor activity. Bases 1 to 588 code for a protein of 195 amino acids. Gene Ontology annotation, biological process: regulation of DNA-templated transcription. The record is from RefSeq and is a predicted model, not a curated record. The transcript is spliced from 5 exons. Lineage: Eukaryota; Metazoa; Chordata; Aves; Piciformes; Picidae.